Yamadazyma jaroonii is the source of this 996-nucleotide messenger RNA. The record is from the annotation of a GenBank genome assembly. Lineage: Eukaryota; Fungi; Ascomycota; Pichiomycetes; Serinales; Debaryomycetaceae.
AUGUCUGAUUUCAUCUAUACGAUACUUGACAUUGGGUCUACACGAAUACGAUGUGGUUUGGCCGGUCAAUUCCUUCCUUCAGCUAUAGUAGAUAAUAAGGGUUUCAAGGAAGUGGGAUCCUUUCCUCCAUAUCUUGAGCUUAAAGACCAUUCACUCGAUGAUGAGACCCUGUCCCAGAUAAGGCACCAACUUCAAAAUACAUAUUCCACUUUGAUUGAAAGAUAUAGCCUCGAUAGUGUGAAUUGGAUGAAUUCUGGUGAUCAAUGGGAUGUUGCUUUACAUAGAAAUUUUCUCGAGUUGAUGAGUUUUAUUCCGUUAACACAUUCCAGAUGUCGAGUUAUAAUCAUUGAUGAGUUCCCAGUAAUGGUCAAAUACGUGAUAUCCAGGAUUCUUCUUAUCAAAAUGGGGUUUAAGUCGGUUCAAUUCAUCCCCAAGCCAAUUUUAUCGGGGAUAUCGGCCAAUUGUGGCAAUGGCUUGGUGGUGGAUUUGAGUUGGUCUAAAUUCAAAGUGACCAGUUUAUAUGAAUAUAGGAUUAUUGAUGAACAUGAAGGGUUUGUUGGGUUAUCAGGAGUUAAUUUGCAUUACAAAGUAUUGGAAAAGUUGGUUUCUACGGGUAAAAACGCCGACUUCGAUGAAAUAGAGCAAUUUAUUAUGGGAAAAGGUCAAUUAGACGUGGAUUUAGAUGAAAUUAUAGAUAGUUUGAUUGGCCCUGUGGUCACCACCAUCGCUAAACUUAUAGAAUCAUCUCCUAUAGACCUAAGAGCAGUUUUUAAAUCAAAUUUGAUCUUCGAUGGAGGGGUUUGUAAAGUCAAGGGAGUGAAGUCUAAACUAGGAAAUGGGAUCAAAUGCUUAGGCGCCUGGCAAGGAGGUUCCAUUUACUGUUCAACAUCGAUUCUUAAACGUACUAGAAGUAUUAGGAAGACAGAAGAGAUCACGAAAGAGAUGAUUAAAGACAUGACAGAUGACCAGGGUAUUCAAUUCAAUAAGCUAUUCUAG